AUGACAUACGUGCGGUACCAAUUGCAGAUCCUCAACUGUCAUUGCAGUACCAAUUUCCAGCCAGGUCUCUUACCUGAGAUGACAACAAUAUGCGAUGCGCUUGAAAUAUCUCGGUCAAUCGUUUCAUAUGACCUCCGCGGGUCUGUCGAGGACAUGUUCAGGAUGUAUAAGAAGCGCCGCAUUCAGGCUUUGGAAGUCUUCAAUGCAGGCCGACCAGCCCAAGCAGACGAUAUUGUCAGUCUGUUGUUGUCAACUAAAAGCUGGCAAGGGGAACAUUUGCUGAGGCUGCAAAGAGCCGUCGACUAUUUUGUCUCGACUUUCGCUGCAAGUUUCAAAGUGGGUUCCAACACAGGAGGUAUGUUUGACUGUUCUCUCCCACCUGCAGCUUCAAGCAAGAAUAUGAUCUCGCAUUUCGUAGACCAUCCAGAUCCCUCAAAACCUCUGAAAUUGAUCUCAAAAAAUGAGCUCCGGCGGAUCUACAGAGCUUGCUAUCGCAUCGAGAUCUUUCACGUUGUCUAUCAAGCUCAACAAAAGGAGCAGAACGAGGACCCUGAAUAUUAUGAUCCCCAUCUGACUCCCUACAUUUACGAUUUCGAGUGGGUUCGUCUGUUUCGACUCGCCCUUCGCCCCUGGGAGUUGGAAGAGAUGGUCUGUAUUGAAAAAUCUCUCGCCAGUCACUACGUUACCGUUUGUGAAAGGCUAGCGAGCGACCUAAAGGUCGAUUACCAAUGGAAUGACGGAUCCCUAAAAAUGGUCUCCAUCAAUGAUUAUCGGGUCAGAUCAAAGAUGGUAGUGUAUUGGAUCCAUCGCGGGUUCUGCACUUUUCCAUAUCUGGAUCAGUAUUCGCAAAAGCUGAAGGAAGACCGACACGCACCUCGCCAGUGGGUGACGGCGAGAUCGAGGCUAGAUAUGACGAUUGUGAGCGUCUUUUCCAAGGGGCGUAAAGAUGCUCAAGGCGCGCACCGGCGGGAAAAUCUCUGGAUGCUUGAGCUAGAGUGCUUACCGCUCCCUUUCAAAGGUGACGACGACAUUGAAGGCCCAAAUGCCAUGUGGGUUGAGGUAAACAAGGGCCUUGACCAGCGUUAUCUUUGUAUGGACGAAGCAAAGGACUUGAGGCAUUGGGGUUAUGUCUUCUGGGACAGGUCAAGAUUGGAGUCCUGGGGCUGUUUGGGUACCAGUGGCGAGUGA
This is a messenger RNA of Bacidia gigantensis, 1188 nucleotides long. RefSeq lists its product as uncharacterized. The transcript has a single exon. Bases 1 to 1188 code for a protein of 395 amino acids. The record is from RefSeq and is a predicted model, not a curated record. Lineage: Eukaryota; Fungi; Ascomycota; Lecanoromycetes; Lecanorales; Ramalinaceae.